UAGAAUUAGCGUCAAUAUUCAUGAUGGUUCUCCAAACUCAACUUGGAUUGAACAAGCACCAAUCCUACGCUCACGAGCAAAACUACUAUUCCGACAACAGCCAUGGCGGCUCUAUUCAAAUGACAAGGCCAUCGGGUUAUUCCACCAUGCCAUAUGGUCAAUCCACUCACAAUCGCAUGAUGAUGGGCCAUGGUGGCCAACACCAAGGCGGAUAUUACGGUGGUCAUAGCCAUGGCCAUGGCGGUCACUAUGGGGCUAACAGUAGUCAUGGACAUCAUGGGGCGCAUUUGCCCCAUGACUCCAUUAACUUUUCAAGCAACACCACUAUGGUCCAUGGUAAUGGUGGUUAUGGUAGUGGAAUGCAGCAAUCUGCAGAGGCCAUGGGCAUGGGAUCGACAAACUAUCAUGGUCAUGGUUAUGGUGGCAGCCACCCUAGUCACUACAAUCAGAGCCAGAAGUUCAACUGGGCUCUUAAGGAUUUGGAGGAAUAAAUUUACAAUAAAUUUGAUGCUAUCAUGUAUGGUUAAAAUAUGUAUGUCUUUUGGUAGUGGC
Molecule: messenger RNA, 552 nt
Organism: Nicotiana tabacum (common tobacco)
Lineage: Eukaryota; Viridiplantae; Streptophyta; Magnoliopsida; Solanales; Solanaceae
Source: RefSeq, a predicted model, not a curated record